UGGGUUACUUUACCGCUCUUCAAUUUCAACAAAUGGAGGAAAAUUGCGAAACGUAACGUGAAACUGAAACAGAUAUUUCCCAUAUUUUGCACAUACAGUCAAUCACGAUGCCUGGACAUAGCAGUAAAAAACAGUCUCAAAGAACUAAAGGCAAUUUAAGGCCAUCAAGUAGUAGUCAAGCUGCAGAGUUACUUACAUCAGCUGGGACAGCAUCCACAGGAUUUGUAGGAUUUGGCUCCAGCCCAAAAUAUGUUCCUGUCAGCAGUGCCUUGGACGAUAUGGACACAAGUCUAGACUCUGAUUUUAGGCUGGUACUUAGAAAACUAACCAAAAGAGAUGCAACAACAAAGAUAAAGGGUUUGCAAGAGUUUGGAGAGCUUUGCAGGGAGAAAACUGAGGAAGACCUGAAGGGUGUUUUACCAUUCUGGCCAAGAACUUAUAACAAGAUGUCCCUGGAUGUAGACUAUAGAGUGAGAGAAGCUGCCCAACAAGCCAUGUCAACACUUGUUUCACGUGUGAGACGUAAUCUUGCUCCUUAUCUACGUAACUUAAUGGGAGCUUGGUUACUAAGUCAAUGUGACACAUACCCAACAGUAGCUAGUUCAGCACAGGCAGCUUUCCAAGAUGCUUUCCCUCCAGUAAAACAGACAGAAGCAUUGAUGUUUUGUAAAGAAAGUGUUCUUGAGUAUUUAACAGAAAAUCUUAUAACCCAUACACAACAAACCUUGAGUGACCCAAAAAGUACAGAGCCAGAAGACAUGGAAAAUAAGUAUAACAGAGUGUUAACUUCCUCCUUAUUGGCUAUAAGGAAGCUAUUGUCAUCACUUCCAGCCAAUGGGAUUGAGCCUCUCAAACAGCCAAUUACUUCGCUUCUUGAUAGUGCUAAAUUUUGGAAACAUGGAAAAAGUAAAGUGAAUAUGGUGAAAGGUGCAAUGUACUCCGUGCUAGCUGGACUGUGCCAGAUGUUACCGGAUGUAGCUAAUGGUUAUGUAGCAAAAAUUUCACCUUUAGUACUUCACAACCUAGAUGACAAUGAUGCUGCCAUAUGUCCUUAUCUAUGGGAGGCAACUCUGUCUGUAGUAAAUCAUUUACAGGAUUGUUGGGGUCAUGUUAAUGUGCAGAAAGCAUUUUGGCCCAAACUGAGGAAAGUGCUUGAGACAGGUUGUCAUGGAAAUGCUGUAGUCAUAGCAACCAGUCUUCUACCAUUGGUCAGUAAAAUUCCCCCUGACCUGUUCCCAGACAAAAGCAAAUUUUAUGAGGAGUUUUUCACAUGCUUUAAACUGGGAUUAAGUUUAGGAAGUGUACAGAAAACUUCUAGUGAGUGUAAUGCUAUGGUGAGGGCCUAUAUGGAAUGUGCACACUAUGUUAUCAUACAAAACUCUGGGAAAACAUGGGCAUCAAGUUUACUUAUAGAUCAGGUUAUGCCACUUGUUGAAGCCUCAUUAUUAGAGGUUAACUCCUCCCUCUUCAAGACACCAUUAUAUACAAUGAUAGGACAGCUUCUUAAUGCCAUAGAAAAUACUGAUGAUACAUCAAUGAAACAAGCAAGUUUAACAUUCUGGACUCACCUUAAGAGCAGUUUGGAAGAAAAAUUAACUUCAACUGAAGAGUUUGCCAAGGGAGACAAUUUUGAAGACAGAAUUGUCUUCCUUGUGAAAUGCUUAUUUUACCCCCAGACGGAAAUGAAACAGAAAGUCGGGAAAGUGAAGUUUCAGUUAAUUUCAGAUGCAGAGAGUCCUAAAAAAGUUCCUAAAUUUGAGAAUUGGGCAGGGAAGAAAGUGGAAUUGGCUGAAAAUGUGUCAAACUUUGUUCAGGAAUUGAUACUGACAGCUUUUGAGCUUGCUCAUAAACACUUUAGCGCAAGCCAUUUAAGGAUAUUCGCUCAACUGCUGGAAUAUGACUCAUCAGAUAAAGUGGUUGCUAAGGUGAUAGCUUGUUGCCAUGGUGAUGUAGAGACAGAAACCACCUCCCAUUAUUUUGUGUUUGAGAUUUGUAUACCUUGGAUACAGAAGCUGCAAGAGACGGGGGAAAUUGGACCGGAGUUUACUCAUCUGGUUCAAAUUGCGUGCAUAUUUCUUUCAGUUCUUGACCAAGAGUCUGUGAAACUUUUAUUGGAUAAUCUUUCCAAGACAUGUAAAGAUUUGAGGUCACAGUAUGUUCUGUUAGAGAAGUUGUUCGGAUUAGCAUUAUCCAAUCCAGCGGUGCUUGGGUGGCUUCAGGGAGAAGAUUUUGGGGAGCAGUUGUUAUCACACUCUCGUGGGGUGUGUGACAGAGACAUAGACGAGACUUGGAGCGAGGAGACUACCAUUAUACUUGAUAUACUCUCUCUAGUGCUGGCCACAAGAGUGGGAAAUAACAAAUUACUGGUACCUAGGAAGUAUGUGGAUGGUCUAUUGGCAGUGUUGCAGUUGCCAUUACAAAAACUUGCUACAGCAAAAGGGGUUUCAAACCGAGCUGAGUUGGCACUCGGAUUUGUCUCUCGGGCUGCAAAAUGUUUCUUUUCCCAGUACAAGGAAUGUUUAAUGACAGAAUCGGCCAAUGGCCUGAUUGUAACCUUGUUUAUGAUGACUGUGUCUGAACAGUGUCAAGUAACCGAAGAGACUAUGGUAGAGGCAUGUGAAGCAUGGUGUACAGGAAUAGAGGGCGUACUUCAUAUAUUUGGUGAUAAUCUGCCUACAGGACUAAUGUCUCAGAUUUCACAAAUCGUGCAAGAAACCGUCACCUCCAAAUGUUUUACCUCUACACACCAAGUAUCAGUAGCAUUCCAAUGUGUACAAACAUUACUUGGUGUAAUUAAACAGAACUUGAAGGAAGACAGUGAAGAAUUCAGCACAUUUUAUAGCAAAUUGUCUGCUCAGCUUACAGGAAAUCUACAGCAAUCAAUUCCAUCUAAGACAUGGGAAUAUUUAUGUGUGAAGGGAGAUUACCCAUACAUUCCUGAAACAAAGGGAAAUGACUCUCCAGUACUUCACACUUUAUUUACCUCCCUUUACAACUGCAAGGUUUUACAGCAUUUACACUCGCAGAUUUCGGUAGAUUCAGACAAUGAGACAGACAAUGAUGCCAUGGAAACUAGUACAAAAUUAAGUAACUGGACAGAGAAAGAUCUAUGUUGUCUUAUGGAAUGCACUCAGUCAUUGGCGAUCUGGCAGUUUGAAUCACAAGAUACAAAAAUGGUAUUAUUUUUACAUAUGUUACAGAUGAAAGAAGAGGAAGAUUUUGUGCUUGGUGGGAAAGUUCUGCUAUCUAUUUUGAAAAAUGUUCGUGGAGAAUCGUUCUAUUUGGAGUUGUCUCCCUUACUUGAAUGUGCACUACCAGUGUUGCUAUGCACUGCAGAAUUUGUGUCACCUAGCAACCAGGUGACCUUGACAGAGAUCAUUGUUGCUAGGAUACUGAGUCUGGAUGUGGAGUCAGCUAAAACAUUUGAUGGGGGUAUUGGUCUAUUAUGUGUCCUUGCCCAUUUGGUAACCAUAGUUACUGUAACAAAAGAGGAGGAAGUGUCGGAGAUAUUACUAGGAGGAGUGGAUCAGAUUAUCUCCUGGAAGGAAGAAGAUGAUGAUCUAUUUCUGUAUAGCAGAAACAUAGGUGAAGAGCCUCUUGAGAUAGUGUUUUUAAAUGGACAAGUUGGAAGAUUUAUGUGUACCAUGGUGGAUAGAUUAUCUGGUAGUUUAACAGAUAAACACUGGGAUUUUAUCAUGUGUACUCUUGUUUCCUGGGUUCAGAGCAUAGAAGAAACUAAGAUAGGAUCUCUGUCUAGUCCUAAAAUACAAUGCUUUGUAGUCAGUGUCCUUGAUCUUCUGGUCAAAGUUGCCGUCUGCUUGAGAGAAAAAGUUGGAAAAGUGCCAGGAAAUUACCCAGAAAACUUAGUGACAGAAUGGACAGAAUUCUUUAGUGAAUCCAUCUUCACAAUUGUCCUUCCAUUGUUCUUGAGAAUUCACAAUAUGUUCAGAGAUAAGGGGCCAGAAAGAAAUGACUUGUGCCUGUUGACCUCUGUGUGCAACGCUGCGGCACAAACUACCAAACCUCAGAUAUUAGAACACAAGUUACCUCCCUUCCUAGUAGCUGGAGAUUUGUCUCCCUUGCCUGACAAUCUUCAGUGUUUGAUGAAUCAUAUGUGUCCUCUGUUACUUAGCAACCAAAGAUGUGUACAGAUGUCAGCUUUUCAUAUUCUUCACAGCAUUAUUGAUACUUUGCCCCAAUAUGACAAAGAAGAUAAAAGUUUUGAUGCUGGGGCUACUGGAGGGGAGAAUAAAGAAGAAAAUGUAACAAGAAGCCCACCAGCAAAAAUUAUGAAGAUAGUGGAUGAAAGUAGUUCUAUAUUGGAAGUAGUUCUGAGUGAUUUGCCCAUUGAGAUUAGUCAACCAAUCAAUGAGCUUAGUGAAGAGUAUCACUACACCCUGUCAUACUUGUUGUCAUGGAAACUGGUGUUACAUUUCUUCAAGAGUGCUCCACAGGAGUUAAGACAAGAGUACGCAGGAUAUCUACAAGACAACGGAUUUAUAGAUCAUCUUAUGUUUAACAUCUUCCGUGUGAUGCCAAACUUACCCGGUAAAAUGUUCCAGGAUAAACCAUGCAUGGAUGUGGCAGAACCCAAAAGUAGCUCAGAAAUACAGCAUAUAGCCUGUGCAGUGUACCUGCAAAUACUGAAAACAAUGCCUGCAAUGGCUAGAAACUGGUGGAUGAGUCAGGACAGGAAGACGUCUGCUUUUGUUGAUGGAUUUACAACAAAACAUGUUAGUAAUAUAUUAUGUACAUCGGAGAUCAGAACUGUUCAGAAGACCAACGUUCAGCUACAGGACAUGACGAUAAAAGCAAGACCUAUCACAAGGGGGAAUAUUUUACUGUCUGGUUUAAGCCUGAAAUCUAAUGGUAAUAUUAUGGAUGGUUUAAGAUUAUGGAAGAACAAUAUAGACAAGAGAUUUGAGGGGGUCGAUGAGUGCAUGAUAUGUUUCUAUGUGUUGCAUGGCACAAACUUCCAGUUACCAAGGAUCGCAUGUAGAACUUGCAAGAAAAAGUUUCAUUCCAGUUGUCUAUACAAAUGGUUCAACACUAGUCAUAACUGUACAUGCCCGCUCUGCAGGAAUGUAUUUUGACCUAGCUCCGCCCCUUCUGCAGGAAUGUAUUUUGACCUAGCUCCGCCCCCUCUGCAGUAAUGUAUUUUGACCUAGCUCCGCCCCUGCUCUCAUUUUUAUUGUAUUUUUAUUCAGUUUUUUCUCAUGGUGUCAGUUGAAAUUAUUUAUCAGUUUUAACAAUCAUAUUAUCAAUGAUGAUAUAUAUGUGACUGUAAAAAUUUAAAUUUAGUGACAAUAAAAUGUUUAACAAACAUGUUUUAAUAUUUGAGACAUUUGAGUAGAGGUUUUAAGAUAAUCAUUCUUUAUAUCUUUUAACAAAAAUACGUGCAUGUUAGAGGCUCGUGUUAUAACAAUUUCUUGAACUUGUUUUUAUAAUGAUCUUUAUUUGUGAGAUCCUAGUAUUUGUCUUUUCUAAACAAUGUACAUGUAUAUCAAUGCAAGUGAGCAUAUCCCUUUAAUCGGACACUCUAUGAGUAUUGUUUUACACCUAAAUAUAUACUGCUUACACAAUGUCAAGGUCAAAUUGAAGACUACUCAUAUUUAUGACAUUUUUUUUGUUUGUUUCACUUUAUUGACAUAAAAUUGAAUUUAUAAUAAAAAAAUAUUAA
Molecule: messenger RNA, 5680 nt
Organism: Ruditapes philippinarum (Manila clam)
Lineage: Eukaryota; Metazoa; Mollusca; Bivalvia; Venerida; Veneridae
Product: E3 ubiquitin-protein ligase listerin-like
Exons: 31
Coding region: 108-5093 (1661 amino acids)
Biological process (GO): rescue of stalled cytosolic ribosome; ribosome-associated ubiquitin-dependent protein catabolic process
Cellular component (GO): cytosol; RQC complex
Molecular function (GO): ubiquitin protein ligase activity; ribosomal large subunit binding; zinc ion binding
Source: RefSeq, a predicted model, not a curated record